This is a messenger RNA of Solanum tuberosum (potato), 3188 nucleotides long. Its product is annotated as phosphoenolpyruvate carboxylase-like. The record is from RefSeq and is a predicted model, not a curated record. The transcript is spliced from 11 exons. Lineage: Eukaryota; Viridiplantae; Streptophyta; Magnoliopsida; Solanales; Solanaceae. The coding region runs from base 47 to 2944 and encodes 965 amino acids. Gene Ontology annotation, biological process: leaf development; tricarboxylic acid cycle; carbon fixation. Gene Ontology annotation, cellular component: apoplast; chloroplast; cytosol. Gene Ontology annotation, molecular function: phosphoenolpyruvate carboxylase activity.
UUGUAUUCUGACAUACCAAAAUUCAGUGUUGACUGUUGAGUGAGAAAUGACUACUAGGAAUUUGGAGAAACUUGCAUCAAUUGAUGCACAGUUGAGGCAAUUGGUGCCUGCUAAAGUUUCUGAAGAUGAUAAACUUGUUGAGUAUGAUGCUUUGCUUUUGGAUAGGUUUCUUGAUAUUCUUCAAGAUUUACAUGGGGAGGAUCUCAAAGAAACAGUCCAAGAUUGUUAUGAACUUUCUGCCGAGUAUGAAGCCAAGCAUGAUCCGAAGAAGCUGGAGGAACUUGGCAAUGUGUUGACAAGUUUGGACCCAGGGGAUUCAAUUGUUAUUGCUAAAGCUUUCUCUCACAUGCUUAACUUGGCCAAUUUGGCUGAGGAGGUUCAGAUUGCCUACCGUAGGCGCCAAAAAUUGAAGAAAAAGGGAGAUUUUGGGGAUGAGAGCAAUGCAACAACUGAGUCAGAUAUUGAAGAAACUUUCAAGAAAUUGGUGGGGGACUUGAAGAAGUCCCCUCAAGAAGUUUUUGAUGCUAUCAAGAAUCAGACUGUGGAUCUGGUCCUAACAGCUCAUCCCACUCAAUCUGUACGAAGAUCAUUGCUUCAAAAGCAUGGAAGGAUCCGUGACUGCUUGGCUCAGUUGUAUGCUAAAGACAUUACCCCUGAUGAUAAACAAGAACUUGAUGAGGCUUUACAGAGGGAGAUCCAAGCUGCGUUCCGAACUGAUGAGAUCCGAAGAACUCCUCCUACUCCACAAGAUGAAAUGAGAGCUGGAAUGAGCUAUUUCCAUGAAACAAUUUGGAAGGGUGUACCAAAGUUUCUGCGCCGUGUUGAUACAGCUCUUAAAAACAUAGGGAUUAAUGAACGAGUUCCUUAUAAUGCUCCUCUUAUUCAAUUCUCCUCUUGGAUGGGCGGUGAUCGUGAUGGUAAUCCAAGAGUGACUCCUGAGGUCACAAGAGAUGUUUGCUUAUUGGCCAGAAUGAUGGCAGCUAACUUGUACUAUUCGCAAAUAGAGGACCUCAUGUUUGAGUUAUCUAUGUGGCGCUGCAAUGAAGAGCUUCGUGUGCGAGCAGAUGAUCUCCAAAGGUCUUCAAGGAGAGAUGAAAAACACUACAUAGAAUUUUGGAAGCAAGUUCCUCCAAAUGAACCCUAUCGUGUAAUUCUUGGUGAUGUGAGAGAUAAGUUGUAUCAGACACGCGAGCGUGCUCGCCAACUAUUAGGCCAUGGAUACUCUGAAAUUCCAGAGGAAGCAACUUAUACUAAUAUUGAGCAGUUCUUGGAGCCUCUUGAGCUCUGCUACAGAUCUCUUUGUGCUUGUGGUGAUCUCUCCAUCGCGGAUGGUAGCCUUCUGGAUUUCCUGAGACAAGUUUCUACGUUUGGACUUUCACUUGUGAGACUUGACAUAAGACAAGAGUCGGACCGCCAUACUGAUGUGCUUGAUGCUAUUACGCAACAUUUGGAAAUUGGUUCAUAUCGAGACUGGUCUGAAGAACGUAGACAAGAGUGGCUUCUGUCUGAACUCAGUGGCAAGAGACCUUUAUUUGGACCUGAUCUUCCAAAAACUGAAGAAAUUGCUGAUGUUUUGGAUACGUUCCAUGUCAUAGCCGAACUCCCAGCAGACUGCUUCGGGGCAUACAUCAUCUCAAUGGCCACUGCACCAUCUGAUGUGCUUGCAGUAGAGCUUCUACAGCGUGAAUGCCGAGUGAGGCAACCUUUACGAGUUGUUCCACUUUUUGAGAAGUUGGCUGAUCUGGAUGCUGCUCCUGCAGCCGUUGCACGUCUUUUCUCAAUUGAGUGGUACAGAAACCGGAUUAAUGGCAAGCAAGAAGUGAUGAUUGGAUACUCCGACUCUGGCAAGGAUGCAGGUCGGCUAUCAGCAGCCUGGCAGUUGUAUAAGGCUCAAGAGGAGCUUAUACAAGUCGCCAAGGAGUUUGACGUGAAGCUAACCAUGUUCCACGGUAGAGGUGGUACAGUGGGAAGAGGAGGUGGCCCCGCCCAUCUUGCCAUAUUGUCUCAACCACCCGAAACAAUUCACGGAUCUCUCCGUGUUACAGUUCAGGGUGAGGUUAUUGAGCAGUCUUUUGGGGAAGAACACUUGUGUUUUAGGACACUCCAGCGUUUUACUGCUGCUACACUUGAACAUGGGAUGCAUCCACCAGUCUCUCCAAAACCAGAAUGGCGUGCACUUAUGGACGAAAUUGCAGUUGUUGCUACAGAAAAGUAUCGAUCAAUAGUUUUUAAGGAACCCCGAUUUGUUGAGUAUUUCCGCCUGGCCACACCCGAGUUAGAGUAUGGUCGAAUGAACAUUGGCAGCCGUCCAUCAAAGCGUAAACCCAGCGGAGGCAUAGAAUCACUUAGAGCUAUUCCGUGGAUCUUUGCUUGGACUCAAACUAGAUUCCAUCUUCCAGUCUGGCUCGGCUUUGGAGCAGCAUUUAAGUAUGCCAUUGGAAAGGAUAUCAAAAACCUUCGCAUGCUGCAGGAAAUGUACAAUGCAUGGCCUUUCUUUAGGGUAACUAUUGAUUUGGUUGAGAUGGUGUUCGCCAAAGGAGACCCAGGCAUUGCUGCAUUGUUCGACAAGCUUCUGGUGUCCGAAGAUUUGUGGUCUUUCGGUGAACUUUUGAGGUCAAAGUAUGAGGAGACAAAGAGCCUCCUCCUGCAGAUUGCUGGACACAAGGAUCUUCUGGAGGGUGAUCCAUACUUAAAACAACGACUCAGGUUGCGUGACUCCUACAUCACAACAUUGAAUGUGUGUCAAGCCUACACCCUAAAGCGUAUUCGUGACCCAGACUAUAGUGUCACACCAAGGCCUCACAUUUCCAAGGAAUACAUGGAAGCAAAACCAGCUACAGAACUUGUGAACCUGAACCCGACUAGCGAAUAUGCACCUGGCUUGGAGGACACACUCAUCUUAACCAUGAAAGGUAUUGCUGCUGGAAUGCAGAAUACUGGUUAGUCGUCACCUGGAAUAUGGAAGAUGUUAGUCGUCAAAGAUGUUGACGACUAACAUCAUGAUUACAUUCUUGGCGCAAAGUCCCGAAUAGGGACCAUCAUUGAGCAAACUUGCACAAACAGUGAACUAGAAUCUUAUGUCCCUAUUGUAACUGUAGUAACUCUUGAACACUAAGGAUCCGUUUGGUUUGAUGUGUUAUUAGAUGAAAUAUUGAUGGUAUAAAAUUUGGUAUUUGCUUUAUCCAGUG